CAUGUUCACGCACCUUCUCGGCCCUUCGGUCAGAGACGUUGCGCGCCCUUUACUCGAUCGGCGAGCGCCCUUCGCUCCAACGACACUAGGCAUACAAGCCGGUUACCGAAUUCGGCCGAUCACGCAACAACAGCAGGAAGAGGACAACUUGACCACUUGAAAGGAAAAAACAAAAAAAAUCACUGAUAAAGCCCCUUUAUAUCCUGAAUCCCCCUAUGGGCCUUCUUCUUUGGAACACGGCUUCGAAUGCUCCAUAUCCCGGAGCUCCAUCCUCCUCCGAUGGACUCUCCAACUGGGACCGGCGCGGGGCGAUCAGCAGCAGCAGCACCCAACAGCGACAACAUCCCACGCGGACUCACCCGAGCGCAACUCGCCCCUCGCACUUGGCCGAAACCUCCUCUCCUCCCGGGCCGGAUGCCGGCCGUCGCUACGUCCCGACCGAGGAACGCGACGACUGCCACCACCGCAAAGUCCGCCGCAUUCGCUCGGCAGCGUCGGCAACGCCGCACCGUGACAACCACAAUGGGCCUCCCGGCGGACCCUUUUGCUUGACCAUUCCGCAUCAGGAGGAGGACCACCGCCGGCCGCCCGACCGGGGGGGCUUCAACGGCCGACGGAGCAGGAGCCGCGGGCCAUCGGCGCGGGGCGCCCUUGUUUCCUCCUCCCUCUUCGCCACCACUUUGCCUGCUGGGCAAAGCGGCACUACCAGGCGGCGCCCGCCGUCGCUGGAGCGACAGGGCGCGUUCCGCGACGAGAGGACGGCCAGGCGGAGGCGGCGGUGGGCUCCGUCGGGAGAGGAUGACGACGACGACGACGAUGACGAGCACCGGCAGGACGCCGAGCGGUGCCGCAUUCGCCUGCUUCUCAACGACGAGCGCGAGCUGGACAAGGGCUUCGCGCCGGACCGGAUCGCGCGCGAGGGGCCGGGGUGUUAUUGUUAUUAUUGCUGCUCGCUCCCCACGUGGCGGCCGCGGGGACAGGAGCGACGGGGCGAGGACGAGGCGUUGGCUGGGUGGCUUCUUUCCGGUUCUUCUUCUUCUUCUUCUACUUCUUCAUUUUCAACUUCGCGCUUGCGUCAGGUCGAUGCGGUGCGAGAAGAGGUUCCGCCCUGGAGGGAUGAGGCCUCGUAUGAUGGCCAGCAGCUGACGGUCAUUCACGAGCUGGCUGAUGAUCUCUCUGAUGAUGUUUUGCUUUCGGGUGUUUCUUCUGUGGCUGGGCAAGUGGAUGACAGAACAGUUUGGGCGGUUCUCGACGACAGGAACCAUUUGGACGCAGCAGCGUUCCAAGCGGUGGGCGCCAUGGUGGUGGGAAUGGACGAGAGUCGUCGGUCCUCGGGUUAUGCUGGCCAUGACGGCUCGUAGCAGGUCCGCCAAAGAAAUCCCCGACUGCCCUUCGGUCUCGGCCGGCUAUGCAGCUGCGUGCUGCGCUCGGACUGGCCUUAUGGACGGCUCAGCAUACCGGGGGAACGGGGACGAUGUGGACUUAUGGAAGAUGAGCAAGCUGUGUGCUCGCGGCUUUCCACUGCUUGAGCUCGCUUGCAAGAAUCAAAAAAGGAUUGUCGGGAAUCAUGUAAUACUAUUUACAACGUCUGUACCAC
Messenger RNA from Thermothelomyces thermophilus ATCC 42464, 1597 nucleotides. RefSeq lists its product as uncharacterized. The transcript has a single exon. NCBI's taxonomy places the organism in Eukaryota, Fungi, Ascomycota, Sordariomycetes, Sordariales, Chaetomiaceae. The coding region runs from base 216 to 1361 and encodes 381 amino acids. The record is from RefSeq and is a predicted model, not a curated record.